UGACAAUUUUGACAUAACUUUCAAUUUCUGUUUGUGAUGUGUACGUGAAUUAGAAUAAGUUUUAUCGUAGUUUUAUCAUCUUGUACAGAAAGUGGCCCCUCUUUAACAAUGCUAGUGUGUUAAAACCGCCGUAACGAUGGACCAUGUCGCCCUUGAUGUUUCCGGUACCAGCGACAGCAUCCACGACCGCAAAAGAACCAAAAGCUUAAGAAGGCUCUGGAACCAGUUAUCAAAAUGUCAAAGGAGCUGUAUCUACACCAUAGUCAUAGUGUUAACCCUCACUGUCUUUUACCUAGUCUCGACCGAAUCCGAGCGAACGCAGAUAAGCCUAGCGGAGAGCGCGAAUGAGAACAAGAAGGAGGUGCUCCACAACAUCAGGAACGACCCCCGAGACGUCGACACCGUGUUCCAUGAUAACGACAGCGAGGGGCAAGUGCUGGAGGAGCCCGGCGGCUUGGAGGCGGACAGUAACAGGAACCAGGUGCUGUUGCCGCCCAAAGUCGUGAAGAAGUUCGCGGGCCCCACAACGGCGCGCCAGGAAGCCGUGGUGAAGGCGUUCAAGCACGCCUGGCAAGGAUACAAGCAAUUUGCGUGGGGUCAUGACCACUUAAAACCCAUCACCGAGGGGUACAGUGACUGGUUUGGGCUGGGUUUGAGCAUUGUUGACUCGAUUGACACCAUUUACAUAAUGGGAUUAACAAAAGAAUACAAAGAAGCGCGUGAGUGGAUUGAAAAACACCUACAUUUUGAUGUGAACCGAGACGUUAACUUGUUUGAAGUAACAAUACGAGUUUUGGGAGGCCUACUUAGCAUAUAUCACCUUACUCAGGACAGGAUGUUUCUCACUAAAGCUGUUGAUUUAGCUGAUCGAUUACUGCCAAGUUUUGAGUCGGAGUCGGGGAUUCCCUAUUCUGAUGUUAAUUUAUUCACACGGAAAGCUCAUGCACCCAAGUGGUCACCCGAUAGCAGCACGUCUGAAGUGACUACCAUUCAACUAGAAUUUCGGGAUUUAAGCAGAAUCACUGGAAAUCCCAAAUACGAAAAUGCUGUUUCAAAAGUGUCACUUCAUAUCCAUAAUUUGGAAAAAAAAGAUGGUUUGGUUCCUAUUUUUAUCAAUGCCAACACUGGACAAUUUAGGUCUUAUGCUACUAUAACUCUAGGAGCUCGCGGUGACAGCUAUUACGAGUAUUUACUGAAACAGUGGUUGCAAACAGGAAAAACGAUCGAUUAUUUAAGGGACGAUUACGUGACGAGUAUAAUGGGUGUUGAGAAACAUUUAACGAAAAGAACCGUCCCUAACGGUUUCCUCUUUAUUGGCGAAUUGCUAGUCGGUGGUAAAGAUUUUAAACCGAAAAUGGACCACCUGACGUGCUAUUUGCCUGGAACUUUGGCCCUUGGGGUACACAAUGGUCUUCCAGAAAGUCACAUGAAACUAGCAGAAGAACUGCUUACCACUUGUUAUCAGACAUACGCACAACAACCCACAUUUCUAGCACCCGAAAUCACGUAUUUUAAUAUCCAGGGCGAAAACUCCAACGACAUGUACGUAAAAACCAACGACGCGCAUAAUUUGCUGCGGCCCGAGUAUUUGGAGAGUCUCUGGUACGUGUACCAGCUCACUGGUAACAAGACGUACCAGGACUGGGGCUGGCAGAUAUUUCAAGGGUUUGAGAAUUACACAAAAGUGAAAAACGGCUACACUUCGAUUGGAAACGUGAAAAACCCGCUGAAUGUGAGACCAAAGGAUAUGAUGGAAUCAUUCUUUCUUAGUGAAACCUUAAAGUAUUUAUAUUUGUUAUUUAGUGACGAUCCGAAACUGAUAGACUUGGAUACCUAUGUUAUUAAUUCGGAAGCGCACCCUUUGUCUAUAUACUCGUCGUGAUUUUUUUAUAGGUAGAUGCAAUACGUCUAGUCGAUUUUACAUGAGGGGGAUUUAUUAAUUUGUUAGUGAGAUUUUAAUUUCCGUAUAAAACUUGGAAAGCAAGGUCCUCUGUUUUUGUCUGUUUUGUCACCUAAGUGGGCCAGUAUUUACCAGCAGGAUGUACUUACGAUUAAGUAAAAAAUGUCAAGUAUUUAGAAAUGUGUCAUUUUCCAUUCCAAGACUGAGUGAGAUUGGGUUUGAUAUUAAUUACAAAAACUGACUUCCUAAACCUAAGUGUUGAAUUUUAUUUUUAUACUCACGUUUUUGUUUAAACCGCCAUGACUUGACAAAUAUUACCGUUUUGAUGUAUUCUUUUCGCAGUAUAAUUGAAUAAGCUCGUUGAUAGGAAAUGUAAUAUCGAUAGUUAAUUGUUGUGUUAUUUAGUUUAUUAGGCCAAGAAUGUUAAUUUCACUGUUGGAUAUGAUGGUAUCGAUGGUAGAACUGCACGCUUCUGAGUGUAUGUUUGUUUAUUGGACGUGCUGAUUCUUUCGGUUUUUACACACGAAACAUUCAACUCAGUAGCCUGUCUAGAAGGAAUUACGUUAAUUUAUAACUCCGAUUUGUGGGUAAAUUAUUUCACUUUGUAGGAACGAUCAAUAAAUUUUUACUCACA
Tribolium castaneum (red flour beetle) is the source of this 2534-nucleotide messenger RNA. It is a transcript of the gene alpha-Man-Ib, whose product is annotated as alpha-Mannosidase class I b. The transcript has 7 exons. Gene Ontology annotation, molecular function: calcium ion binding; mannosyl-oligosaccharide 1,2-alpha-mannosidase activity. Gene Ontology annotation, cellular component: endoplasmic reticulum; membrane. Bases 137 to 1882 code for a protein of 581 amino acids. Gene Ontology annotation, biological process: mannose trimming involved in glycoprotein ERAD pathway; carbohydrate metabolic process. NCBI's taxonomy places the organism in Eukaryota, Metazoa, Arthropoda, Insecta, Coleoptera, Tenebrionidae. The record is from RefSeq and is a predicted model, not a curated record.